CGUAUUUGAGGCGCAUCGGCGAGCACCACCAAGGCUCCCCUGUCCCCCGACGGAUGAGGAAGAGGAAGAGGAAGAGGAAGAAGGUGAUCCAGCAGAUUCUUCACAGAGCUGGAAGAUACCAGGAUCUCCUCACAUGCUCGCAACCCAUGACGCCACGCAUUGUCGCUGAUAUCGGCAAGAAAAGCAUCACAAAGCCCUGGGAUAUGCUUGCCAUUGUAGCUAAUAGCUGCGGGUACGCCAUUCGCUUCAACGCAGAGAAACUGAGAAGGAGCGAGGCGAGCUUGAGCCUCUCCAUACUCGCUCAGUGCUUACUGAAUGGAGAAGUCCUGCAUAACGGUGGCCGGCCAAUUCCUGAGGCAGCCGACCUCACUCUCCCAGAGUACCUGGAACGAGCUCUCUUUUCCGGGUUUUACCGAAAUACCUCCAAAUAUAACCUCACAAUCAACAAAAGCUGUCGCUUUAUUGACGCUAGCUUCUCCGAAUCCGGAAUUCACACCCAUGGACACUUCUGGAAGCUCGGCAAGGUCAUCAACACCCGCAACUGGCCAGAUCAGGGCGCACGGCUGGACGUCACUCACGGGAAACUUGAACUAAUCCAGCGCAGACGACUCGCCUAUAUGACGAAGUGGUUGGAGAAAGAAUGUCACGGAAAUCUUGCUGAUAGCAUCCGCAAUUAUCUCAGCCGUGAUACUAAGCUCGCUGGGGUCUCGGAGAAUCAAAUGUCAUUCACAGAGUUGUACAUGCACGCAAUGGCCGUGGAGAUCUCUGGCGCUAUCGAAAGGGGCGACCCGCUGGCUCUCGGCUGUCUUUGGGACACUAACGGCCCCGAGACAUACAGCCCCUACAUGGCCGUGUUCGCCCGUGGUGAUAGAGACGGGUACGACGGCGAAGUCUUUGCCUUCACAGCUUCACGUCCUGAGGAUGCCAGCUCUGAUGAAUUUCAUGUCAAUGACCUGGAUCGGCACGUCUCAUUUGAGGUCGCUGUGGAGGAAAAGAUUCAGGGUCAAACCUGGCUGGUACCAACACUGAGAAUCAGACGAUGGCUUCCUGGCAUGAGUUUCUUCAGGGGGGUACCCAGGGAGGAAGUUGUGUUUCCGUGGCCGAGUGAUCUGAAGGGGAUCAUAGCGUAACGUUUCAACCGCUCUUCAGUAUCGAGGACAUUUCGACUUUGGGGGCUCCUCGCAAAAUCUGUACCAUUUAAUCCAUCUUAGUCACAACUAUAGGCCAAUCUCUAGCUAGAGGUCGAGUGGCACACAGGUGGUUGAAAAUCACAACUGCCCC
Molecule: messenger RNA, 1281 nt
Organism: Lasiosphaeria miniovina
Lineage: Eukaryota; Fungi; Ascomycota; Sordariomycetes; Sordariales; Lasiosphaeriaceae
Exons: 1
Source: RefSeq, a predicted model, not a curated record